Dentiscutata erythropus is the source of this 585-nucleotide messenger RNA. Lineage: Eukaryota; Fungi; Glomeromycota; Glomeromycetes; Diversisporales; Gigasporaceae. The record is from the annotation of a GenBank genome assembly.
AUGGGAUUUCUUCGUGGAGACCAAUUUUGUGUUGGGUUAGCAUUGAUAAUUGAUGGUGAUAUUCAGCUUGGUGUCUUAGGAUGUCCAAAUUUACCAGUAGAUCUUAAAGCACCCGAGGGUGAAAGAGAAUGUUUGUUUGUUGCCAUUAAGGGACAAGGUGCUUUUCAGCACAAGUUUUCUUCAACUGAAGAGAUACAAAUUCAUAUGGCAGAUAUUUCAUCACCAUCAGUAGCUUCAUUUUGUGAAUCAGUUGAAACCUCACAUUCUUUACAUGAUGAUGCGGCAAAAAUUGCAUCAUUACUUGGAAUCACAAAGCAGCCUCUCCGAAUUGAUAGUAUGUGUAAAUACUGCGCAGUUGCGAGAGGUUAUGCAGAUAUUUAUCUAAGAUUGCCUGUUCGUCCUGAUUAUGAGGAGAAUAUCUGGGAUCAUGCAGCUGGAUGUGUUCUUAUUAAUGAAGCAGGAGGAACAGUUGCAGAUAUUUAUAAUAAACCUUUGGAUUUCUCUUUAGGAAGAACUUUAAAAUCCAACAAAGGAGUCAUGGUUGCACAUUCUAAAAUAUUCGGACAAGUAAUCGAUGCUGUUUAG